GCGACUCCAGACACGGCGGGCAUUGAGCCACACACGAAGCUGCGAAAGACCGUCAACUGGCCUUGGUCCUAGGGUCUACAUAUUUUUUAACCUAGUCGCAACCAGGAUAGGUCUGUGACUUAUGCUGAGGAGACCGCGUGCUGCGACGCGAUGAUGUUGAAUUUCGGAGCUGUCUUGCCCGAGCCAAGGCGGCAUACUCUCAUCAAUGGCUGGCAAAAUGACCAGUGACCCCGCCUCAUUCCAUGUCCAGCUCGUAAGUUGUCCUAGGCUGAACUGUCACACGACAGUCCCGUACCGCCGACAUAGUGACAUUUCUGCCGUCGAAAUGCAGCUUUGCCAUGUCUGCAACUCCCUUACCCUUGCAUUUCUUUUGGAGGCACCUGGCUGUCAUGGAUCUGGCCAUGGCUCGCACAGAGAUGGUCGAGUGCUCUGCGAAAGUGGCGCAGCACUGUCGGACUCGGCGACAAGCUGUGUCAUGUGCGCAUUGAUGAUGGAAGCUUUGUCCUCUCACAGUCCAGGUCGCAACAAUUCUUAUCACGCACGUGGACCAAUCGCUCUAUCUGCGGACGCGAUAAUGGUGCACCCGAAAACUGAUCCAAGACGUCUUAACUUCCCAGGCGCUCCAUGCGAAGGGGCCUACGUAACCGGCUUCGUUGUCACUGGCAGAAGUCGAGAGAGUGGGCAACUACUCAGCGGAAAGAUUCGGCUGUACAAGGAGAGUUUCAAAGGUAUGGAUGGGAGAUGCGACGUUCUUGGGCGGCCGCAGCUCUCAGGUCCCGAUGGCCCCGAUGCGUUCGCCUUGAUCACGCAAUGGCUGCAAGCCUGCAGGCGAGAUCACAGCACGUGUAGCACGUGUUUGAGUGGCGAAAGCAUUGUAGAGUCCGACGCGCCGCCGUUGCCGACUCGCGUGCUGUUAAUUGGCAAAGGACAUGUUCGGCUAGUCGAUGCCCAAGGGCAAAGAGGAAGAUAUGUCACUCUUAGCCAUUGUUGGGGCCCCAGCUUGAAGCGCCCGUUACGAACUACAAAGGGAAACUACGAAUCGCACCGCGAGGGGAUACUCUGGACGUCGCUACCAAGGACCUUUCAAGAUGCCAUCACUGUCGCGAGGAAGAUUGGCUUUGACUAUAUCUGGAUAGACUCCUUGUGCAUCGUGCAAGACGAUCAAGAGGACUGGUUGCGAGAGUCAGGUACGAUGGGCUCGAUUUACGAACUGGCCGACCUUACGAUCGCCGCCUGUCAUGCAGCAGACCCAAGCCAGGGCUUGUUCGUACCGAGACCUUGUCGGAAUCCGGCUGUCGAGAUUCCCAGCUUCUUCGGUGGACUGGGAACACGUCAAGAGAAGGUAUACGCAACAGUACGUCGCGAGACAGUAGAAGAUACGUUCCCAGAGUAUGGGCCACUGAAUCGGCGAGCAUGGUCAACCCAAGAAUGGCUUCUGUCGCGACGCAUGUUAUUCUACACUAACGGCACCAUCAUGUGGUCAUGCAAGGCAGUUACGGAGAGGGAAAAUGGCGAGCGCUGCUUCAACAUUUCGAGAAACACGCGGUGGAAGACGGUCGUCGAGCAUUACAGUGAGAGGCUGCUGACUUUUCCCACCGACAAGCUGAUCGCGCUCGAGGGCCUGCGCAAGGCGCUGCAGACGAGAACAGGCUAUACAUUCGCUCAUGGUGUUUGGCUCGAGAGCUUGCCCGACCAGCUACUGUGGCACGCCACGGAACAAGUGCACGUCAACGAUGCCGCCGACCCCCUGGACUUACCAACCUGGACAUGGGCUCACGUACCGACGUCUGUCAGGUUUCUACCGAUUCAUAGGGCAAAAAGCUUGUGCGACUCGAUAUCUUUGUCGACCGAUUCGAAAACAUUGAUCAUCAGAUCAAGGAUGAAGCGCCUGGCAACCAUUAAGCCGGAUCUGAGUCCCGGAUGUGAGGACGACGAAACGAGCCAGGCGAUUGCUGCGGACGUCAAUGCCACUCACGCAAGUAACACACCUGCGCUGGCCAGCUUCCUCUAUGACGAGACGUUGCGGCCCAUAGGGUGGGCAGUGUAUGAGCAAUUGGCAGACUAUGCCGCUGCGACACAAUAUUGGUGUGUUCAGCUUAUGGGCAGGGUAAGCCGGCGUGGCGAGAAUACCGAGAGGCGCGAGGGAAAGUCCACGGACGCAAAACUGCGAGAAUAUUGGGUUCUCAUUGUGCGACCGCAUCCAGACGGAGGAUAUGUUAGGGUUGGCGCAGGGAAGACAUAUGGACAGCGUUGGUGGGAGAGCGCGCCGGUACAGCGAAUCGUUCUUCGCUGAGACUCGUGGAUGUCGGCCAGAAGUUAAAGGCUCGACGAAAUAACGAAUUUGAUAUCACGCGAAAAUUCCAUGUCCGUAGCUCCCAUCAUAUCGGUUCCAGCGCUUCACCUGAAGCCGCAACUAUCGUGGAGUCAAGGUGCCAUACCAACGCUCCCACGGCUGAGAGCGCCAGCGCGAUCCAACAUCGGCUCCUCGGCCCGAUUGCAUACC
Molecule: messenger RNA, 2503 nt
Organism: Purpureocillium takamizusanense
Lineage: Eukaryota; Fungi; Ascomycota; Sordariomycetes; Hypocreales; Ophiocordycipitaceae
Exons: 2
Coding region: 206-2293 (695 amino acids)
Source: RefSeq, a predicted model, not a curated record